AUGUUUAUUAUCAAUAAUAAUAAAUUGUAUUAUACUACUUAUUUAUUUCUUAUUUGUUUAUUAUUGGAAUAUAAAAAUUGUCAAUUAAAAAAUGAAAAAAAUAAUCAAAAAAUAAAAAAUUUAUUGAAUGAUUUAAUCAAUAAAUUUAUUAAUAAUUAUAAACAAUCAAUAAAUCAUAUAGAAACAACUGAUAUGAUGAUUGUUAAAAAUAAACAAAUUGAAUUGAAUCAAUCAAUAAAAUUGAAUCCUGAUGAAGAUGAUCAUGAUGUUGUUGAAGAUGUUGAAGAUGAUCAAGAUGAUGAUGAAUUGAUUCAUGGAAAUCAUCUUCAUGAGAUUAAUUACUAUAAAGAUAAUUCAAAAUAUGAAAAUAAAAUAAUUUGUAAAAGUAAAUAUACUUGGAGAGAUAUUUCGUUGCCAUGGAAAAUUUUAAUGAAAAAUUUCAAUCCAAAUUGUACUCAUAUUUUAGGGAAUUUAAUUAUCUCCGGAGUAGAUGAAGAUGAUGAUGUAACCUUAUUGGAAAAUAUAGAAGAAAUUUCAGGUUAUUUAGUUAUAUAUGGAGUUGGUCGUAAAGAAUUACGUUUAUCCCAUUUAAAAUUAAUUAAAGGUCAUGAAUGGAUCAUAUUUAAAUCAAGAAAAGUUGCAUUACUUGUUGUAAGUAAUUAUAAACAGAAUGAUCUACUGUCAUCUUCAAAUGUAUCAUCACAAUCAACUUCAUUGGUUAAUGAUACUGGUAAACAAAGAUAUGGUCUUAGUCAUUUACAAUCAUUAGAAAUGACAUCAUUUAUAUCUGUUGUACAACAUGGUAUAUAUUUUUAUGAUAAUCCUGGUUUAUGUUAUACACCAUUUACAUUAAAAUGGGAUGAAAUGAUUGAAAGUUCCGAAUUACAAACUAUAGAUUUAUAUGCAUUACAUUCUAAUGAUAAUAUAACAUUAUGGUUAGAAUAUUGUCAAUGUAAAUAUUUAAAUAAAUGUAUGAAUAUAAUGAAUAAUACAGAGAGAAGUGAAGAGCUAUCAUCAAUCAAUGUAUCUCAUAUACUCCAAUCAAAGUAUAUAUAUAAUGAAUUAUUAAAGAAUACUGAUGAUGAAUUGAAGGGACGAAAUAUUCAAAAAAGAGAUAUUCAUAUUGAUUCAAUGAAUCAAUCAAUUGUAGACACUGUCAGCGAAUUUCAUCAAGAUGAUUUGAAUACAAUCAAUCUUUCAUCAUAUGAACAAACUACCCAUCCAAUGUCUCAAACUGAGAACAUCAAUAAAGAUCCUGAUCCUUUGAAUUCAAAUCAAAUACGAUCAAACAGUUUAUCUAAUGUGAACGAAGAUACAUUGGAAUAUCAAAAUAUGGUUCAAAAUGAUAUAUUCAUGCCAAAAAUAGGUUCAAAGUUAAAUGAAAUGUACAUUGAUGAUAAUAACUUGGCCUCAGAUACUAUUGAUGAUGAAACAACUACAGCUGCUAUGGCAACACCAUUUGAAAAUUAUACUUCAAGUGAAGUCUUAAAUGAAUCGUAUUCUACCACGACUAUGGAUGAUACAAAUAUAUCAGUGACAACAAACAUAGAAACUAUAACACCUAGCAACAAGAUCUCUGUAUUGACUACUUAUCCUACAAGCGAUUUACCUAGUUAUGAAAAUACUACCAGUUCUAUUAUAGUAAUAUCAAAUGAACGUAUUCAUGAUGAUAAUCAUUCUGUUAAAAUGAAGCUUUCAAAAAUUGAUAAUAAAUCAAUUAUGAAUUAUUCAAUAGAAUAUCCAAGUUUACCAUGUCAUACAUCUUGUCCAUUAAUACAAGGGAAACGUUAUUGUUGGGGUCCAGGACGAGAUCAAUGUCAAGCAGUUCAUAAAUGUCAAAUUCGUUUAUGUGAAGGAUCUAAUUGGUGUUUUCGUACAAAAUCUAAUGAAUAUUAUCAAAAAAAUUUAACUUAUUAUAAAAUGAAUUUUAUUACAUCAUCAAAAGAACAAUGUUGUCAUUCGGAAUGUGCAGCUAGUUGUUAUGGUCCAAGAGCUCGUGAUUGUAAUGCAUGUUUACGCUUAUCUAAUCGUGGUGUUUGUACAGAUUCAUGUCCAGCAUCAAAAAAAUAUAACAAAUCAACAUUUAGCUGGGUAGAAAAUCCAGAUGGAUUAUUAACAUUCGGUAUGAUUUGUGUUAAAUCUUGUCCAAAAACGUAUCUACGAGAUGAUGAUCAUUGUGUUUCAAAAUGUGCACGUCCAGGAUAUAUGGCAUAUCAAGGUGAAUGCAUACCAUGUCCAAAUUCUAUUUGUCCUAAAAUUUGUACAUUAAAUGAAAUUGAGUCAAUUAAAGGAAUUGAUUAUUUACAUCGUAAAUCACUUCAUGCUAUGGAAAAUUGUACAGUAUUUGAAGGUGAUAUUAAAUUAUCAAUGCAAUCAUUUAUUGGUGAUCCAUUUUAUAACUUAUCACAAAUUGAUGAAGGUGUAAAAUGGAAAGAUCUUAUCAUUGGUUUAUCUAAAUUAGAAUAUAUAACAGGAACUCUCUAUAUCAGUGCUGGUUCACAUGCUCCAUGGAUGACUAAUUUAACAUUUCUAUCUAAUGUGAAAAUAAUUGGAGGAAUUAGUCCAAAUAUCCAACAAACGCGAACUGUCAAUAUAAAUCUAAAUCAUCAUUUAGAAUUUUUAGGUAUGACAUCAUUAAAAAAAUUAGGUCAUCCAAGUUUAUUAAUUACAGGUAAUCCACGUUUAUGUUAUGUGGAUACAAUUGAUUGGACAAGUUUAUUAAAUGAUGAAACAUUCGUCGAUGAACUACAUGACAAAGGUACAAAGAUUUCGAAACUAAUCAAAACAUUCAAUAUUAAUCUUAAUAAUGAUUCAUUAACACAAAUUAUAUUACGUCAUAGGAAGGAUUCUAAAAGAAAACGACCAUUUAAAGAUUCAACUAUUUUUGUUGGGGGAAAUGCUCAUUUUGAAUUUUGUAAAGGUCGUGGAGCCGUAUGUGAUGAAUUAUGUCAACCACAUAGUGGAUGUUGGGGUCCAGGUAGACAAUUUUGUACUUUAUGUAAAUAUUGGUCUAUUGAAAAUAUUGAUAAUAGUGGAAGAAUUUGUGUUGAACAUUGUGAAGAUCUACCUGGUUUCUAUACACCAAAAUUGAAUGAUACACAUAGUAACUUGGAACAAAUGAUAACUGACAGAUCAAAUAUAAUGAUAGAUGUACAAAAUCUUUCAACAGCUGUUUAUAAUAAUGAAAUCAACAAAUCUACUACUGAAUUCAUUAAUAAGUACUAUAGUAAAGAAAACAAAAUUUUCUCAUCAGCACAAUGUAAAAAAUGUUCAGAUAUGUGUAGUUUACAAAAUCAAACAUGUUAUGGUCCUAAUGAUGAUCAAUGUAUUGGUUUAUGUCGAUUUGUACAAGAUGGUCCAUUUUGCCGAGCUUAUUGUCCACCUAAUAAAUAUACAGACCCAAUAACUAAGAAAUGCAUGGAAUGUUCAUCAACGUGUACACCGCCUGGUGAUAUAGAAAAUGGUAAUAUAUAUAUCAAUAAUAAUUUAUUGAAUCAAAAGAUUGAAACCAAACUUAAAUAUUACUGUACAGGAUCAGGUGAUUGGCCAGGUAAUGGUGGAUGUAGUUUUUGUAAACAAACAGUUUUAUAUUUGGAGCCAAAAAAUUCGAAUCAUCAUUUAAAGUGUGCCAAUAGUUGUCCAUUUGGUACUUAUCAACACGUUAUCAACUUACACCAUAGAGGUGGUUCCAGUGUAGAUCGUCAAUCAACAGUUUAUUUCAAUAUGAAAGAACAGGAUAGUUCAAUGAAUCGAUUUACUUGGAGUCAAACUGAUGUGAAUCUUUUUUAUAAUUUCCCAUCAAAAAUAAUUGAUGAAAUUUCUCUAUGGUUAUUAAAUCAUACUCAACCACAAUUAUAUGGUUUAGCACAAAUAUGUUUACCAUGUAAUGAACAAUGUCAUUCAGAAAUUAUUCCAUCAAGACAAUUAAACUUGAUAGGAUCAUCUAAUGUUGCAUGUUACGGACCUAGUCCAGAACAAUGUGUACGUUGUGCUUAUGCAAGUUAUCAAGGUCGCUGUGUUUCCACUUGUCCAUCAGGAACUUAUCUAAAAAAGAAAUCAUUACGUAAUUUUGAUCCAACUCUAUUAAAUGAUUAUUACAUUGGAUAUUUACCUGAUAAUAUUACAUCAUUUGAAUGUUUAUCAUGUCAUAAAGAAUGUGAAAUUGGUUGUAAUGGACCAACCGCAGAAGAAUGUACACGUUGUCGACAUGUGAAAAUUUAUCAUGAUUCUCAAAUGGAAUCGUGGUUAUGCAACCUUACUUGUCCUGAUUUUAGUCCAUUCAAAAUAUUCGAUCAAAAAACUGGUGAAAUAAUUUGUUCUAGUGAUUCAAUCAACUUACACAUUAUACCCUAUUACAAUGGACAUUAUUCCAUUGAAAAUCAUCUUAAUUCUACAAUAUUACAUAAUAGUUAUAAUAAUAAUAUUGUAACCAUGGCAACAAAGAACCUUAAUUUUCUUCAAAAUGUUCAUAUGAUGAAUUAUAAUAAUAUAUGGCAUUAUAAUUACUUAUCAACACAAACCGCUGGUCUUAUCUCAUCAUUAUCAGCAUUAUUUAUUAUGUUAUUAUUAUUAAGUUUAAUUAUUUAUUGGACAAUUUAUAAAAGAUCUAAAUAUAUACGAAUUGAACAAUACGAUACUACUGAUAAUACUACUGAUAAUAAUAAGGGGAAUAAGUCAUGUUUUAUAUCCUUGAAUAAAAUGUGUGAAAAUUUUUGGACACAAGGUAAACCACAAUUAAUGAUGAAGAAAGAGAAAAAUGAGAAAAAUAAAAAGGAGAAAAGAAAAAAAAAGAAAACAUUCACCAUAGCAACUAAAAAUCAUCGAUCAAUAUUAAAUUAUAAAAAUAAUCAAUUAAUAAAAGAGAAAUUAUUAUUUCAUCCAUUAAAUUGGAAUCAUUCAUUAAUACAAAUGAAUGGUAGUUUAUUAUUAGAUAAAGAUAAUAAAUGGAUGAAUAAUAUGGAUGAAGAAAAAUCUCCUACUCAUUCAGAAUCAUUAAAACCAAACAUGGCAACAUUACGUAUCAUCACUGAAUCUGAAUUAAUUCGUGGUCCAUUGAUUGGUUCUGGUGCAUUUGGUACAGUUUAUUGUGGUAUUUGGUGUCCAAAAUUCACACAACAAAAACUGGAUCCCAUUAAUAAUGAUACAUGUAGUGCAAUAACCAAUUCAACAAUAACACCAACCCCAAAUGUAUUUAAUUCAAAAAAAUUUGAUUGGGAUAAGAAUACCAAUGGAAUAGAAACUAUUCCAGUAGCAUUCAACAAUGAUAAUGAUUUCAAUUUGCAUAUACCAGUAGCUAUUAAAGUUUUAUCAGAUUCAGCAGAUCCACAAACUAAUAAAGAACUAUUAGAAGAAGCAAAAGUUAUGGCAACUGUUGAUCAUCCAUGUUGUGUAAGAUUUUUAGCUUUAUGUCUUACAUCUAAAUUACAAUUAAUAACACAAUAUUUACCAUUAGGUAGUUUAUUAGAAUUUAUUAAAAUACGUUGGGAUUUUAUUGAAGUGAAUUCAUUAUUUCAAUGGUCUGAACAAAUUGCUUCUGGUAUGAUUUAUUUAUCAUCACGUGGUAUUAUACAUCGUGAUUUAGCAGCUCGUAAUGUAUUAGUUCAAUCAAAAGAUCAAGUACAAAUAACUGAUUUCGGUUUGGCUAAGUGUUUAGAUACAACACAUAGUGAAUAUCAUGCAAGUGGAGGACGUAUGCCAAUUAAAUGGCUUGCAAUUGAAUGUAUACAAGAUAGAAUAUUUUCAAGUAAAUCAGAUGUUUGGGCAUAUGGUAUAACCUUAUGGGAAAUGUGUACAUUUGGUCAUCGACCAUAUGAAAAUAUUCAUGCAAAAGAUUUACUAGAUUUUCUAGAGAAAGGAAAUCGUUUACCUCAACCGGAAACAACAAGUCUUGAUUUUUAUUGUUUAAUGUUACAAUGUUGGCAAGCCGAUCCAAAUCUUAGACCAACAUUUAAAGAAUUAUGUUCAGCUUUAUGUGAAAUGAAAGCAACACCUAAUCGUUAUUUAUUCAUAACACCUGAACUUCGUACAUCUAAUUUUACCAAUCAAGAUAUAUCACAAAAUGCAUUAGAAUUUUUAACUAGUUGUUUAACCGAUACAACUAUAUCAUUGAAAUCUACUCAUACAAAUAUAAGUAGUAUAAAAUCAUAUCAACAAAUUUAUAAUGAUCUAAAUGAAUAUCAUAAUAAUGAUAAUGAUCAUUCAUUAUUAAAUCAAUUGAAUAUUGAAGAUUAUACACAAUAUACACAAAUGAAUUAUGAUUGGUUAAAUAAUUUAUAUGUGAAUAGUAGAAUAAAUUUAUUACCAGAAGAAUAUAUUCAAACUUUAUUAAAUAAUUAUAAUUAUUUAAUUGGAAUUAAUACUACUACUGAUAAGACUACUACUAAUACCACUGAUACAACUACUACUAAUACUGCUGAUAGUACUACUACUACUAAUACUACUGAUAAUACUACUACUAAUACUACUGAUAAUACUAAUACUAAUACCAAUACUAUCACUACUAAUACUGAUACCACUACUACUACUAAUACUACUGAUAACACUACUACUAAUACUAAUACUAAUACUACCAUUACUAAUACUGAUACUACUAAUACUACUGAUAACACUACUACUAAUACUAAUACUAAUACUACCAUUACUAAUACUGAUACUACUAAUACUACUGAUAACACUACUACUAGUACUACUACUAAUUAUAGUAAUAAUAAUAACUAUAUUAGGUUCCAAAAUGAAAUCAAUAAGGUUACAUUGCCUAAUCAAUACAUUGAUAAUAUAAACAUAAAUGAUCCUAGAGACAAUAAUAUUCAUCAUUGUAAUGAUAUCAUAAUCGAUGCGGAAGAGACAAAUAGGAAUAAAGAAAAUUUAGUUACAAAGGAAUCAGAAGGAAGUUUUAUGGAGGAAUCAUCUGAAAAUGUAUCAUUAUCUAUAUUAAAAAUAGUGGAUAACGAUCAAAUAUCUGAUCAACAUUAUAUUAAUAUUGUUAAUGAAGAAAAUAAUUGUAAUAAAGUUCCAUCGUCAAUACAAAAUCAAUAA
This is a messenger RNA of Schistosoma rodhaini, 7035 nucleotides long. The record is from the annotation of a GenBank genome assembly. Lineage: Eukaryota; Metazoa; Platyhelminthes; Trematoda; Strigeidida; Schistosomatidae.